Messenger RNA from Leucoraja erinaceus (little skate), 1833 nucleotides. It is a transcript of the gene slc29a3, whose product is annotated as solute carrier family 29 member 3. Gene Ontology annotation, biological process: nucleoside transmembrane transport. The record is from RefSeq and is a predicted model, not a curated record. Gene Ontology annotation, cellular component: plasma membrane; Golgi apparatus. NCBI's taxonomy places the organism in Eukaryota, Metazoa, Chordata, Chondrichthyes, Rajiformes, Rajidae. Bases 289 to 1689 code for a protein of 466 amino acids. Gene Ontology annotation, molecular function: nucleoside transmembrane transporter activity. The transcript has 7 exons.
GAUUGGCCGCGGCCGCGGGGGGCGGGCCGGGCCUGGGCCUGGCGGUGAUUGACAGCGGCGGGUCCCGGGUCCGGGCCGGUGGAAGACACAGAAAACUGUAAAUAAAGAAUAGACAAAGACUCAAACUGCUGGAGUAACUCAGCGGGCCAGGCAGCAUCUCUGGUGAAAAGGAAUAAUUGACUUUUCAGGCCGAGACCUUUCUUCAGGCUGAGAGUCGGGGGAGAGGGAAACUAGAGGAGACCUGAAAAGGGGGAAGUAGAUAUUCCAGUUGUUCCAACUUCAGGUGCGAUGGAGAUUGAGGAUUCACGCUACACGUUCCCCAGCUCACAGACGCCAGAAGAGGAUCCUCUGAUCGCCAAGCCGUUGCUGAGGAGCCGUUUCCGCCAGCCGCCUCCGGAUUCGUUCAACGGCGUGUACGCGAUCUUCUUCAUCCUCGGUAUUGGCUCACUGCUGCCUUGGAACUUCUUCUGCACUGCCAAGCAUUACUGGUUGUAUAAGCUGGCCAAUGGCACAGAUGGAUCGCACCAGCAGAAUGACCUUCCUAGUUACUUUGAAAGUUACCUUUCACUCGCGUCGACUGUGCCUUCUGUCAUUUGCCUAAUAAUCAACUACCUCCUGGUGGACAAAAUUUCUGCCAAGGUUCGUGUGCUGUCGUCACUGUUCGUCAUGCUGGUUAUAUUCUGCAUCACCACAGUCGUGGUGAAAGUGGACACCUCUACGUGGACGUAUGGGUUCUUUGGUCUGACCAUGUGCUGUGUGGCCAUUGUCAGCGGAGCUUCCAAUGUCUUUCUGGGCAGUGUGUUUGGCGAGGUUGGAAGAUUUCCCAUGAGGAAUGCGCAGGCUUUGAUUUCAGGACAAGCCAUGGGUGGUACGAUCAGUGCUGUAGCUUCAAUCGUUGACCUGGCUGCUGCCAGCUCUAUUGAGGACAGUGCACUGGCCUAUUUUAUUACUGCUGAUAUCUUCAUCGUCAUCUGCAUUGUCAUCUACUUGCUGCUUCCCAAAAUCCCAUAUUCCAACUACUAUCUGAGGAAUCUGAAUGAGAGACCACAGCAUCUCGGAGAUGAGAAUAACAGCGUGCAGGGCAGUGAAACCAACUUGUUUAACGGGUCAGUCAGGAGUGAGUCCUUAUCCAGUGAUGCCACUGCAACUUCUCAAUUGAAACCAAUCCUCGCAAAGACUGCGUCUCUGGGCUUCAGUGUGUUCUACACCUUCUUCAUUUCAAUUAUUAUCUUCCCUUCCAUCUCUUCCAACAUCAAGUCAACUUCGAAUGUGGUCAGUGUGUGGACCACCAAGUACUUUGUACCCAUGGUUAGCUUCCUCUUGUAUAACUUUGCGGACUGGUCUGGUCGACAGGUAACGGCUUGGAUCCAAAUCCCUGGGCCAAAGAGCAGACUUCUUCCCAUCCUGGUGCUGUUACGGACAUUGUUCCUGCCUCUGUUCAUCUUCUGUAAUUACCAGCCUCGUGAACACUUGCACAUAGUAUCCUUCGCCCACGAUAUCUAUCCUGCUAUCUUCAUCGUAGUUUUGGGCUUCACCAACGGGUACUUGGGAACUCUGCCGAUGAUUUAUGGGCCGAGGAUCGUGUCCAAGGAAUUGUCCGAGCACACGGGAAUCGUGAUGUCUUUCUUCCUUGCUCUGGGUCUGGCUGCUGGCUCUGCCUUCUCAGUCCUCAUCGUUCAUCUGAUUUAGCAGGGACUUUGGGUGGAGCUUCCCCAUCGUUACAUGCCAAAUUAAUUCCGAUGUGGGCCACCCCAAGAUUGGAACUUCACCUUUUGGAAAAGGUACUUAUGCUAACUAAUAAUAAAGUGACGUUUUGAAUGGAUGGAAAUUUUU